This is a messenger RNA of Rhinocladiella mackenziei CBS 650.93, 1605 nucleotides long. RefSeq lists its product as uncharacterized. The transcript is spliced from 5 exons. Bases 1 to 1605 code for a protein of 534 amino acids. Gene Ontology annotation, molecular function: carbohydrate:proton symporter activity. Gene Ontology annotation, cellular component: membrane. Lineage: Eukaryota; Fungi; Ascomycota; Eurotiomycetes; Chaetothyriales; Herpotrichiellaceae. Gene Ontology annotation, biological process: transmembrane transport; carbohydrate transport. The record is from RefSeq and is a predicted model, not a curated record.
AUGACUGUUCAGAAGAAGUAUACCUCGUCUCAUUCGAGCUCUUAUAAUCGGCUCGUCACGGUUGCGGUUGCCUUCGGGUCCAUGACCUAUGGCUACUGCUCUUCCAUCAUUGGGAGUACUAUUGGUCAACCUGGCUGGUACCAGUAUUUUGAUCUCCCCAUGCAAGGGGAACCAGGUUAUGGAGGAAAGACCACGGAUACAAUCGCUACAGCAAACGGCCUCUACAGCGCUGGCGGGGCGGUCGGGAGUCUGUUUAUUGCGUGGUCGGCAACAGCCAUUGGUCGGAAGCGAAGUAUUCAACUCGGAGCCCUCCUUGCCAUCAUUGGAGGCGCUUUUCAGGGCGGUGCCGCGGCUAUCGCUAUGUUCCAGGUUGGUCGAGUGAUAUCGGGUCUCGGGAUUGGCAUUCUCGUUACUGCCUGUCCGAUGUAUCUGUCCGAACUUGCCCCUGUCCACAAUCGCGGAUGGCUGGUUGGUCAUCAUGCCAUCUUUUUGGUGUUCGGCUACAUGCUUGCCGGAUGGCUUGGAUAUGCCUGUUACUUUGCCACCCCUCACAACGCAUCGUUCGCCUGGAGGUUUCCCCUCUGCAUUCAGACUCUCCCACCCCUCGUUUUGCUCUUCACCUCGUUUUGGAUUCCACGGUCGCCUCGAUGGCUCCUUCAGAAAGGCAAGACUGAAGAAGCUUGGGGGGUGAUUCAACUUCUUCGACGAUCUCCGGAUGACCCUGAUGAUCUUGUGGCGAAGGAGGAGCUUUACCAGACCAAGGAGCAAAUCGCUCUUGAUGCGGCGAAAUUGAAAGCCGUGGGCUAUGGUCCGUGGAUGGCCUGUAUUAAGAAGAAGAGCUAUCGCAAGCGCAUGAUUAUUGGCUUCUUGACUCAAUGGGGUGCGGAAUUUUGCGGUCCACUUGUCAUCAACAACUACUCCGUCAUUUUGUACACCAACCUCGGACAAACAGGAGCUAUGCCGUUGCUUCUGAGUGCGGUCUGGCUAACAACUGCUGGUGUCAUAUAUAACCCAUUGGGGGCAUGGCUACAUGAUAAGGUCAACUCACGCCGAUGGAUGUACAUGAUCGGCACCGCCGGCUGUCUCGUCACCACGUCCUGUUUGUGCGCCAUGCUCGCUGAGUACGCAGGUACCAGCAACCAAGGAGGAAAUGCUGCUGGCGUGUUCUUUGUGUUUUUCUACCUCACGUUUCAGGGUACCUUCUGCGACACCACCAUGUAUUUGUAUGUCUCCGAGAUCUUCCCGACGGAGAUUCGGCCCAUCGGAAUGGGCUUCUCGUUGUUCGGCCAAUUCGCCGCUACCAUCAUUCUCCUCCAGACAGCACCCAUCGGCAUACAAAAUAUUGGGUGGAAAUACUAUUUGGUCAUCGUCUGCUGGUCCGCCGUCUACCUCCCAAUGAUCUACUUUUUCUGGCCCGAAACCGCCCGGUUGUCGCUGGAGGAAAUCUCGGCAAAAUUCGGCGACGACGUGGCGGUCCACGUCAACGAUGUCAGCGAAGAGCAGCGACGAGAGCUAGACGAGUUCCUAAAGUCCAAAGAUAUUGUUCAUUCCGAUGAAACUCCAACUCCGACAGAGAUCACAGAGAAGUCGUCAUCGAAGGUCUAA